This is a messenger RNA of Ustilago hordei, 1131 nucleotides long. RefSeq lists its product as uncharacterized. The transcript has a single exon. Lineage: Eukaryota; Fungi; Basidiomycota; Ustilaginomycetes; Ustilaginales; Ustilaginaceae. The record is from RefSeq and is a predicted model, not a curated record. The coding region runs from base 1 to 1131 and encodes 376 amino acids. Gene Ontology annotation, cellular component: mitochondrial inner membrane.
AUGUUGAGGCCGUCUUUCCAGACGCUUCAGCGCUCGCUGCGCAAUUCCUUGCUGGUGGCUCGAUCCUCUGCAUCGGCAUCCACUCCCACCACCAGCAGUGCUGUUGCCCAGCCCCUGCGAUCCUUUGUUUCCGCAGCUUCUGCCGCCAAGCCGGCUCUCACCUCCACGGCUCGCGGUGGCCUGUCCGCAUCCUCGACACCGCUUCGUCAUGUUGAACAACAGGUUCGAGGUGUCCGCACCAGCCCUUUUCGUCCCAACGGCGAUAGCGCUACUGGAUUCGGCGGUCGUCUUGCAUUUUCAGCACCACACGCUGCACCAGCUGCUAAUGCCCCUACCAGCUUUUCGCAGCCCGGCGGAUGGACUCGCGCCUUGGCCAGUCUCGGCAUCAUCGGUGGUACUGCUUUUGCUGCCAACAUGUUCUUCAACCGCGAGACCCGUGAUGCUUUGCACCCAGUCGAGGCAAGCUACCUGAACAGCACCUUCAUGUAUCUUGCUGGUGGCUUGGCCCUCACUGGCGCUGCUGCUGUCGGUCUUCACCGCUACGGUGUCUCUCAGCGAGUCAUGAUGGCCAACCCAUGGCUUGUGCUCGGUGUCGGCCUCGUUGCUAGCAUCGGUGGUAUGAUUGGUGCCACCUCGCUGCCACCCGGUCACCCCAUGAAGGUCCCAUCUUGGUUGCUUUUCAACGCUUCCCAGGCCGCAGUUCUCAGCCCAUUGCUCUUCCUCAACCCUGCCGUCCUCUCGCGAGCUGCCCUCUACACCGCCGGUCUUGUUGGCUCGCUUUGCUACGUCGGUGCUACUGCUAAGGAAGACAAGUACCUCUGGAUGGGCGGUCCUUUGCUUGCUGGUGUCACCAUCGUCGCCCUGUCGUCGCUGGCUCCCAUGAUUCUGCCUCGCACCGCCUUCCGUACCCUCGCAGUCACCGAGUCGCUCUCGCUCUACGGUGGUCUUGCUGUCUUUGGUGCCUUUGUUCUCUACGACACUCAGCGCAUCUUGAAGCAUGCACAAGCUGUCCGAGCUGGCUACACUCAGGGUGAUCCUCUUGCCGAAUCCAUCAGCCUCGAGCUCGACUUUAUCAACAUCUUUGUUCGCAUGGUCCAGAUUCUUGGCAUGCAGCAGAACCGUCGCAAGUGA